CUAGCCCCCUCACUUGGGGCUGGGGAGAGCCCGGGGCUGCAGGGUCUGCCCUGGGCUGGCAGCUGCUGCCUGCAGCCCCAGCUCUGGGUCUUCUACGGCUUCCCUCCACCCCACGCAGUCCCCAACUUCAGCUACUGCACCAGGGAUGGCCCCUUAACUUCGCCAAGACUUGGGGCUCUCAUCUGUAAGAUGGGGGUGUUCAAGAAGGCGAGCCCGAAUGGAAAGCUCACCGUCUACCUGGGAAAGAGGGACUUUGUGGAUCACAUCGACCUCGUGGACCCUGUGGAUGGUGUGGUCCUGGUGGAUCCUGAGUAUCUCAAGGAGAGGAGAGUCUAUGUGACACUGACCUGCGCUUUCCGCUAUGGCCGAGAGGACCUGGAUGUCCUGGGCCUGACCUUUCGCAAGGACCUGUUUGUGGCCAACGUGCAGUCCUUCCCGCCAGCCCCCGAGGACAAGAAGCCUCUGACACGGCUGCAGGAGCGCCUCAUCAAGAAGCUGGGCGAGCACGCCUAUCCUUUCACCUUUGAGAUCCCUCUGAACCUCCCAUGCUCUGUGACGUUGCAGCCAGGACCUGAAGACACAGGGAAGGCCUGUGGUGUGGACUAUGAAGUCAAAGCCUUCUGCGCGGAAAACCUGGAGGAGAAGAUCCACAAACGGAAUUCCGUGCGCCUGGUCAUCCGGAAGGUUCAGUAUGCCCCAGAGAGGCCUGGCCCCCAGCCCACGGCCGAGACCACCAGGCAGUUCCUCAUGUCGGACAAACCCUUGCAUCUAGAGGCUUCUCUGGAUAAGGAGAUCUAUUACCACGGAGAGCCCAUCAGUGUCAACGUCCACGUCACCAAUAACACCAACAAGACAGUGAAGAAGAUCAAGAUUUCGGUGCGCCAGUAUGCAGACAUCUGCCUUUUCAACACGGCCCAGUACAAGUGCCCCGUGGCCAUGGAAGAGGCAGACGACACAGUGGCUCCCAGCUCGACCUUCUGCAAAGUCUACACGCUCACCCCCUUCCUGGCCAACAACCGAGAGAAGCGGGGCCUUGCCCUGGAUGGGAAGCUCAAGCAUGAAGACACCAACCUGGCCUCCAGCACCCUGCUGAGGGAAGGCGCCAACCGAGAGAUCCUGGGCAUCAUUGUUUCCUACAAAGUGAAAGUGAAGCUGGUGGUGUCUCGGGGCGGCCUGCUGGGAGAUCUUGCAUCCAGCGAUGUGGCUGUGGAACUGCCGUUCACCCUAAUGCACCCCAAGCCCAAAGAGGAACCCCCACAUCGAGAAGUUCCAGAGAACAACGAGACUCCAGUAGAUACCAAUCUCAUAGAACUUGACACAAAUGAUGACGACAUUGUGUUUGAGGACUUUGCCCGCCAGAGACUGAAAGGCAUGAAGGAUGACAAAGAGGAGGAGGAGGAUGGCACUUGCUCUCCGCACCUCAACGACAGAUAGACUGGGCCGGCCCUCCUCCGGGCAGCUGCAGGUCCACUCUCACGCACUAGGAUACUUUCUCGUCUUCUUCCUAUUCUGGUUCCCCCUCCCCUUUGUUCUUCCAGUUUCUACCAGGGUGCCCUAGCGGUCUUCCAGGUCCUGGUGGUGAACCUCUGGCCUCAGGGUUGGCCCCCACAUCACCAUGCCAACAGGGCCACCCCUACUGCCUUCACCCCUCUCACUGCAGUCACCGCUCUGUCCCACCCCCCCUUCUCAUGCUGACCCCCAGAAAGGCCACCUCAGUUCUGGCCUUGGAAUUUGAAUAGGGAUGGGCAGCAGAAAGGGGAGGAUGGGGCAUGAGGGCUUGGAUAGAUGGGAAGGAAGUAUCCAGACGCUUGAGAAGAUGUGCACAUUCCUUGGGGGUUGACGGUGCUGGCAGCUAAAAGAGGACCAUGUUGAAAGGCGCCCCCUUCUGGCCGGGAGGGGCAGAACUGGAUAGGGUCUAGCUUUUUGCAGUUUGGACCCACCAAACACCUCUCCCCUGCUACUCCCAUCCCUGCCCCAUACUCUCUGUGUCUGAUAGUGAUGUUGGUGAAGGUUCAUAGGCCUCAG
Messenger RNA from Talpa occidentalis (Iberian mole), 2025 nucleotides. RefSeq names its product arrestin beta 1 (gene ARRB1). The transcript is spliced from 16 exons. Lineage: Eukaryota; Metazoa; Chordata; Mammalia; Eulipotyphla; Talpidae. Gene Ontology annotation, molecular function: G protein-coupled receptor binding. The record is from RefSeq and is a predicted model, not a curated record. Bases 190 to 1434 code for a protein of 414 amino acids. Gene Ontology annotation, biological process: signal transduction; visual perception; G protein-coupled receptor internalization.